Molecule: messenger RNA, 1644 nt
Organism: Chaetomium globosum CBS 148.51
Lineage: Eukaryota; Fungi; Ascomycota; Sordariomycetes; Sordariales; Chaetomiaceae
Exons: 2
Coding region: 1-1644 (547 amino acids)
Source: RefSeq, a predicted model, not a curated record
AUGUGGGACUCCCUGGAUGACCCCAAUAAGAGACGGGAGAUCCGAUAUGGGAACAACAUUUAUGUGCUGUUCCGCGCCCUUCUACAUUGUAGGAAGUUCUAUGGUCAGGACUCCCUCUGGGUCGCCAUCAGUCGGGGUUUCAACACCAGCGCCACCAUCGUGAAGGUGACAGCCGAAAUCCUAACCGAGGCCCGAAGGGCCCAACGUGCCAAACCAUCCCAUGGAAGCUCAUACCCCCGUGUGCUAUCUGACCCCGGAAGUCUACGAGCGUUGCCUGAUGCUUUCUUCCAGGACCCAAGAGAAGAAAUACGUCAACGCCGCCAAGGCGCCCGUAAACGGGCGCCUGCCACCCCCCUAUAUGACCCUAGAUUUGAUAUGCCGGCCCGUCACGGCGGACUGCCUUCUCCUUCGACCAAGGAUGAAAGCCCAAGGGAAACCGACAGGCAGUGGCCGCCAGAGUUCGGGCGCAAACGCUCGGCCUCUCCGCCAGCCGCUUCUAGCUCUAAGUCCAGGCGCCUUGACCAUGACCCUCGUCGCCAACAUCGGCCAGAACCCGACAGGCAUGGCGCUCUCGAUGAGCUACCCAAGAUUCAGCCGACCAGAAGCCCGCCACGGCCAACACAACCUCGGUCAGCUGUCCCGACAAGAGGAGACGAGCGGUCGAACAAUUCGGCCGCGCCAGCGCGGGAGCCGCUUCCCCCAAAACGUAGUAUUACGGUUCCCCCCAAGCCUAGUGUUGCGGGUCAGAGAGAGGCCGCUCCCAGCGCCCCAGUGAAAACACAGUCUGCCUCAUCCCUGGCCGUUACACAUGACGACUCGGCGCUGAAAGCGCGCAUCGCGAGCUUAGAAAAACAGUUAGCCGAAGCCGAGGCCAAGAGCAAGUUGAGCACGGCGCCGGCGAGCCCAGCCCCCGCAACUGCGGCAUCCUCUAGCCAACUCGGCAAGGACAUGGUCGAACUGAAAAAGGAAAUGGCGACAGCGACCGGCGCCAUCAGCACCAUGAUGGAAUCGAUGCACUACAUCGUUGACAACCUAAGCUCCGUACAGGAAGAAAUCUCAGGCUUCACCACCGAACAACAAGCCCUCAAAGCCGCCCUCCCCCAACUCAGCAACGGCACUAGCACCGCCACCCCCCAACCUCGACGCCCUCCUCACCCCCCUCCAAACCCUCAUCACCGCCGUCAACACCCUCCAGCAAGACGUCACCCACCUCAAAACCCAUCGCCCGACCCCACCACCCGCCCAGCCCCAACCCCAACCAGACACCAACCACCACCACCCGCCACCUCGAAGCCCUCCCUCAAAGCCCCAAACCGCCCGGCCUCGAACAAACUCAGCCAGCAACUCGCCACCAUCCAACACCACCAACAACGCGAAACCACCCCCCACCAACCCCACCAACAAACCCAGCAGCCGCAAACCCUCCGCCAAGCCAUGGCCGCCGCCGAGCGCGACCUGCAGCACCACCUGAACAGGGUCCAAGCCUUCUACCACCGCGGCGGCGGCGUCGGCAGCGGUGGCAUGGGCAGUGGCGCCGGUGCCGGGUCGGGGGGCAGCCGCGCGGCCGUCGAGCGCACCGCCGACUUGCUGGCUGUGCUGGCGGAUGGGGUGCGCGCCGCGCAAGCUGGGCAGGCGGGGGUUUGA